Molecule: messenger RNA, 1567 nt
Organism: Calypte anna (Anna's hummingbird)
Lineage: Eukaryota; Metazoa; Chordata; Aves; Apodiformes; Trochilidae
Gene: ATPAF1
Product: ATP synthase mitochondrial F1 complex assembly factor 1
Exons: 9
Coding region: 44-949 (301 amino acids)
Biological process (GO): mitochondrial proton-transporting ATP synthase complex assembly
Cellular component (GO): mitochondrion
Source: RefSeq, a predicted model, not a curated record
AGUGCUGUAGCGGACGGACCGAGCUGGGGGGGGUGUUUGUGUCAUGGCGGGGCCGCUGGUGCAGGCCUGGGGCCUGGGGACGGCCCUGAGGAGCCGCGCAGCGCUCAGACCCCUCGGGCUCCUGGCACCGCCGUGCCGGGAACUGGCGGCGUCCGGAUCCGGAGAGGCGGCGCUGGAGGAGAACCCGUUCUACAGGAAGUACCGACACAAGAUCCAGGAGCUAAGGAGAUCCAGCCCAGACGUGUUUGAAUCCCGCAUGGAAAAAAGAAACGAAGUGAAAAAACAGCCUCUGGGAUAUUCCAAACAAGGAGAAUUUGUCAGGUGCAUGGAGGAAAAGGCAGAAGGCUUGGGCACAAGGACAUCAAAGGGAGGAUUCACAAAGCAUAAGACACUUGAUUCAAUUCUUAAUGUUGAGAUGGUGAAAGGAAAAUCAGCAGAAGAGAUAAAACAGAUUUGGAAUCAGUAUUUUGCUGCAAAAGACACUGUUUAUGCUGUUAUUCCUGCAGAGAAAUUUGAUUUAAUGUGGAAGAGAGCCCAGAAGUGUCCAUCGUUUCUCUAUGCUUUGCCAAGAAAAGAAGGCUAUGAGUUCUUUGUGGGGCAGUGGUCAGGAGCAGAACUGCACUUCACUUCAUUAAUAAACAUUCAGACCCAAGGUGAAACUGCUCCCAGCCAGUUGGUCUUGUACCAUUAUCCUGAGCUACAGAAGGAGAAAGGGAUAGUACUAAUGACAGCAGAAAUGGACUCCAAGUUCUUGGUGGUCCAUGAAGCUCAGUGCCUGGCCAAUCAGGUGCAGCUUUUCUAUGCAACUGAUCGUUCUGAGACCUAUGAACUGGUGGAGACCUUCAACCACAGAUCCAAUGAAUUUAAGUAUAUGUCAGUUGUAGCUGAGCUUGAGCAGAGUGGACUUGGAAGAGAACUAAAACCUGGUCAGGUUUCUGAGAAGCCAUAGAGUCUGACUGGCAGCCAGAGUCAGCCAGCGGCAGGCAAGGAGUUCCUAGAUGGAGUGGUUCUGUCUCUUCUGUUUUAGGAAUUUGGUUUGGCUACAGGGAGGAUCCUGGGAGAGUGAUAAUCAAGCCUGUCUGGCACUGAUGCAAGAUGAGGACUCCGGCCAUUUGAAUGACAACAAAUUGCCAAAGUGGGGCCCUGUACUUCAGUGUAACUUCAUCAGAAUGAGCCAUUUUCCCACCCUGUAACUUAUUGCUGCAUGCUCUGUUUUUGAAAUCUGAAAUAAAGUGACAGAAGGGAGCUAUGUAAUGGCCUGUAUUGACAUCAGGAGAGAGAUAACAAUCAUUGUUUCUCCUCAGUAAAUGCAUUUUAAAUGCCCUCCACCAUUAUAAUUGCAUGGUCCAAUGCUUUUUAAUCUGUGUGGAAUUUUUACAAGCUAGUCCAUCAGGAAAAGAGAAUAGGGAUGAUGCUUUAGUACAGAGUCCUCUUUGUUAUUUUCUGUGUGAGGUUCCUUACACAGAUGGCCUCUGUGGCCUCUGUUUUUCUCAGGAUUAAAAAACAGAGUGACUACGUUUGAUCUGGAAAUUCUGUGCUUCUUAAUUGAUACAUUAAUUUUAUCCCA